Molecule: messenger RNA, 2104 nt
Organism: Toxorhynchites rutilus septentrionalis
Lineage: Eukaryota; Metazoa; Arthropoda; Insecta; Diptera; Culicidae
Gene: Rsph3
Product: radial spoke head protein 3 homolog B
Exons: 5
Coding region: 634-1854 (406 amino acids)
Cellular component (GO): cilium
Source: RefSeq, a predicted model, not a curated record
AAUAAUUGUACUGUUUGGUGAGCAAUCAGCUAGUGAUUACAUUCUAUGUGAACAAUACUUCGAAAAUUAUAACACGACCUACACUGCACGCGCGCGAAAGAAUUCAGCGAAAGGAGUCCUCAAAAUAUCGUGGCACAAAUUGCAAGACAAGCGAAUCAAUUAUCAUCGCGAAACUUAGAAACCUACAAACAAUAACCGUGAAGCAGAUUAUCGCAUUCAUGCGACACUAUUUGCGGCGCUUCGGACGGGGUGGUAGACACAGCGAAUAGUAAAAUUAUUCGCGUUCGCGUCAAGUGCAACAAUUAUUUAUGGCCGGUGGAAAGUAGAAACUAUGUGGCUCUUGAUUUUGUGACCGUGUCCUUUUGACGGGAAAACUUUAUGAAAACUUCAAUACGAAUAAAUUUGCAUUAUUAUGAAAACUGCCGCUGCUCAAUGUUUCGUGCAAAUUGCAAUGACCUUUCACAUCAACUAGUGCUUGCGGAUAGUGGCGAGAGUUUUUACUAUAGGACCCAGUGUAUUUAUAUUUCAGCGUUACCUUUCUGAGUAACAAUACAAUAAAAGAGGGGAAAAACAAGGCACAAGUCGAGCCUAGUGAUAUUUUAUGAAACAGCAACAAAAACACAGUGUAGAAGGAUGCCGACAUGUCCAGCGUCUGUGGCGGCACCUAAAAAAUGUAUUCCGCCAAAUCUAGGGAAAGCAGAUUUGAGUCAACUAUUGGAGCCAAAUUUCCCCGAUCGCUGUAUGAAAUGGGAGCGAAAUGGGACCAAUCAGCCACAACCACGUGGUGUAUACACUUGGAUAAGUGCCCCACGAGCUAUCUACAACAAUCGGAAGCUUAUACGAAAUGGAGGAGAAUCACAGCAAGCAUCCUACCAGAACUUGAUGCACGAUCGGCGAAUCGUGAGAGGCAGCAAUUUCACUUCCAGUGGAGUUCAAGCGGGCGACGGCGACAACAUUUACAAGGAAGUCGAAGCACGUCGAAGACAAAUCCUAAGAAAGAAACAUGUGGCACGAAAUCAGCGUGGAAUUAUCGGAACACCUCCUGCCGUUCGUGGUCGCAAGCACGAGAAUGUACAAACGGAAAAAUACCUCGAAGAACUCUUCGUUCGUCCUCAGGAGAUGGACGCUGGCUGCCAGACAGACUUGUUCCUCCAUAGACCUCCAUCUCCAGCGUAUGUGCCCCAGAAGGUGGGAAGGGAUGUUGCAACCGAAAUCCUCGAGGGAGAGCUGUUCGAUUUUGACACUGAAGUUGUACCAAUUGUGGAAGUUCUCGUUGGUCGUACCAUUGAACAGGCAUUGAUCGAAGUUCUCCAUGAAGAGGAAAUUGCGGAAAUGAAACGCCAACAGCAGCAAAUCAUGGCUAUUAGAGAGGCUGAGCUGGCUGAGCUCCGACGUCUAGAACUAGAGGACCGCAAACUACAAACCGAAAGGGAACACAGAAUACUACAAGACAAGAUUGCGCAAGAUCUGGACAAAGAAAUGCAAGAACGCAUCACUGCUUCUAAACUGCUACGGGGAAGAAUCGAUGAUCUACUACCAGAUGUCGUCAAUGCCGUAGAGAAUAUCAAAGAUGAGAAAGAUCUUGUAGAGUUUGAAAAACAAAUUGCCCCAUGGCUGGCCAAGGAGGUUGCCCAAGAAAUCGGACAAAUGAUUGAUUCUAAGGAAUUGCUUGAAGACAUUAUUCGGGAAGUGCUCAUUCAGAAGAAAACAAAACUGUUUGGUGAAACCAUUCAAAAUAACAUGAAUGGUACGCAGGAUGAAGUUCGCUCAGUAAACAAUUCACAAGACAAUGCACUAGAAGUCGACCCAAGCACAGAAUAUGACGAAGGUGUCCCUGAAGAACAAGAAUUGUAAUAUGACGAAUAAAAAGGGGAUGUUGAAGAUUUGUGAUACGUUUGAUCAAUUCAAAAUUGUCAAUGCACAAAAUUGCAAUAUUUAAACAGAAGCAGUAAAAACAAAAUUAUUCGCAUAUAAUGAGUCAAUGAUUGACAUAAUUUUGUGCAAAUAGCAAUUUGAAACUAUUUUUACAGUAGACUGUAGAUGAUUUUGAAACACACUUGUAAUAUAUCAAGAAAUUUUGUUUGUUAGAUUUCUUGUUACUCAA